Messenger RNA from Varanus komodoensis (Komodo dragon), 951 nucleotides. RefSeq names its product transmembrane protease serine 12-like. Gene Ontology annotation, molecular function: serine-type endopeptidase activity. Lineage: Eukaryota; Metazoa; Chordata; Lepidosauria; Squamata; Varanidae. The record is from RefSeq and is a predicted model, not a curated record. Bases 1 to 951 code for a protein of 316 amino acids. Gene Ontology annotation, biological process: proteolysis. The transcript is spliced from 5 exons.
AUGCGGCGGCGACUUUCACGCCUCGCACCGGCUUGCUCCUUGGCGUUGUUUCUGCUGCUAGGUGGCGCCCCCUUCUACGUCCUGCCCUUCCUGCCCCCUCAAGACGAAUGUGGAAAAAGGCCUUUAAUAGGCCCUGGAACAGGUCCUCGGAUUGUAGGAGGACAUGAUGCUCAGCUUGGGGCAUGGCCAUGGCAAGUUAGUCUUCAAGUUUAUGAAUUACAUUCAGGAUAUGACCAUGUAUGUGGUGGAUCUUUAAUUAGUAACAACUCAAUAUUGACAGCAGCUCACUGCAUUAAAGAAUGGAUGAAUCCAACCCUUUGGAGGGCUGUGAUUGGCUUGCACAAUCGUCAUAAAUUCAGUUCUUAUACUGUAAAACGCCGGGUCAAAACUAUCAUGAUCCAUUCUAAUUAUAGUUGGGAUACCAAUGAAAAUGAUGUUGCAUUAUUUAUGCUAAUAAGAUACAUCAAAUACAAUAAAUAUGUUCAGCCCAUCUGCUUACCUGACACUCAUCUUUUGGCUAAAGCUGUAUACCCCUGUUACAUCACUGGCUGGGGAAGUACACAGGAGAAAGGUAGAGACAAGCUUAUAUUACAAGAAGCUCAAGUAGACAUUAUUCCACUAAAUGUGUGUAAUAGCCCUAACUGGUAUGGAGGACAAUUAACACUGAAUAUGCUUUGUGCUGGCUCUUCAAGUGGACAUGUUGAUAGCUGCCAGGGAGACAGUGGUGGACCUUUAAUGUGUUAUUUUCCACAUACUGCCAGGUUUUAUCUCAUAGGAGUCACCAGCUUCGGAUAUGGUUGCGGCCGACCAAGAUAUCCAGGAAUCUAUGUUCAUAUAGCUCAUUACAGAAGUUGGAUAGAUGAACAUCUAGUUGCUAAAACCACCAUUGUGAACUUUCAAUAUUUCCUGAUCCUGUGGAAUCUAGAAUGGAUAAUAUUCCAUAUUCUAUAA